Messenger RNA from Anolis sagrei ordinatus, 2480 nucleotides. The record is from RefSeq and is a predicted model, not a curated record. Lineage: Eukaryota; Metazoa; Chordata; Lepidosauria; Squamata; Anolidae.
ACUAGCGUUUCUCAACCUGGGGGUCGGGACCCCUGAGUGGUUCGUGAAGGGGGGGUGGUAGAGGGGUCACCAAAGAUCAUCAGAAAACACAGUAUUUUCUCAUUGGUCAUGGGGGUUCUGUGUGGGAAGUUUGGCCCACUUCUAUCGUUGGUGGAGUUCAGAAUGCUUUUUGCUUCCCAAAUGUGUAUUUCCCCCAAACUCCACCAGGGGUCACAUUUGGGCACAUUGAGUAUCCGUGCCAAGUUUGGUCCAUCAGGUCCAUCCUUGUUAGAGUCCACAGUGCUCUCUGGAGGGAGGUGAACUACAACUCCCAAACUCAAGGCCAAUGCCCACCAAACCCUCCAGUAUUUUCUGGUGGUCAUGGGAGUUUGGUUCAAUGCCAUUGCUGGUGGAGUUCAGAAUGCUCUUUGAUUGCAGGUGAACUAUAAAUCCCAGCAACUACAACUCCCAAAUGAUAAAAUCAACCACUCCCCCCAUAUUCAAUCAAUCACAAUAACAACAACAACGGGCAGGCCACAUAUACCUUAUACCGAGGGGGUGAGAAGGGCGAAAUAAAUAAAUAAAUAAAUAUGCAGGAUAAAACAAUUAAAAGACUGUAAUGAGAUAAAAUAGGAGCAUGACAUUUAUGGGGAACGCAUAAAAGGAGCUUUUCCACAUUUCUCUUCAUCCCAAUAAAAUCAAUAUGAUGCUCCAGAAUUAGGAUUUCCCCAUUUUUCCUUCUCUCGUUCCUUUUUUCUUCCUCCAUCCCUCUCUUCUUCUGAAUCCAUUCCCUUCUUUUUAAAGAACCAUUGAUUCCCACGGCUGGUCUCUGGAUAUGUGCGUGAGGCCCCAGUGUCGGCCCUUCUUGGUAUUCCCAUUCUCAACGUGACCCAUGAAGGGGAAGGGGGAAAUCUUGGAGGUAGAGAAGGUCUCUGGCUUCCAUCCUUGAUCUUUCUCUUCUUUCUUCACCAGGGAAGUGAGGACUCUUUGGAGCGACCUCUUGGAUGCAGUAAGGAAACCAAUAAUAGAGAGAGAAGAAAUCCUCUCGAGGCGAUGAUCUUGCUGAAUUCUUGACUUCACUUACAGAAAACAAAGGAAUAAAGAAGAGUCAAGUCUCUGUAUUGGAAUUAAACACCCGUAUCAUUCGUGACAUGGAGGAGAAAGCGUCUAAAUGCCUGGAGUGUGGAAAGAGCUUCACCCAGAGGCAUGAUCUGCAGCAACAUGUAAAGACUCAUACUGGGGAGAAACCCUAUUCCUGCCUGGAGUGUGGACAGAGCUUCACUCAUAAUUCAAGUCUACGUACACAUAAGAGGACUCACACUGGGCAGAAACCCUAUACAUGCCUGGAGUGUGGAAAGAGCUUCACUCGGAGGGAUAGUCUGCAGCAACAUGUAAAGAUUCACACUGGGGAGAAACCCUAUUCCUGCCUGCAGUGUGGACAGAGCUUCACUCAGAGUUCAAAUCUACAUUCACAUGAAAGGACUCACACUGGGCAGAAACCCUAUACAUGCCUGGAGUGUGGAAAGAGCUUCACUCGGAGGGAUAGUCUGCAGCAACAUGUAAAGACUCACACUGGGGAGAAACCCUAUUCCUGCCUGGAGUGUGGACAGAGCUUUGCUGAUAAUGUAAGUCUACGUAGGCAUCAAAGGAUUCACACUGGGGAGAAACCCUAUAAAUGCCUGGAAUGUGGACAGAGCUUUGCUAGGAUAUCAGGUCUACGUUCACAUGAAAGGACUCACACCGGGGAGAAACCCUAUUCCUGCCUGGAGUGUGGACAGAGCUUUGCUCGUUGUUCACAUCUACGUAGACAUGUAAAGACUCACACUGGGGAGAAACCCUAUAAAUGCCUGGAAUGUGGUCAGAGCUUCACUCAGAGUUCAAAUCUACGUUCACAUGAAAGGACUCACACUGGGGAGAAACCCUAUAAAUGCCUGGAAUGUGGUCAGAGCUUCACUCAGAGUUCAAGUCUACAUAUACAUCAAAGGAUUCACACUGGGGAGAAACCUUAUAAAUGUCUGGAAUGUGGUCAGAGCUUCACUCAGAGUUCAAAUUUACGUAUACAUCAAAGGAUUCACACUGGGGAGAAACCCUAUAAAUGCCAGGAAUGUGGACAGAGCUUUGCUAAUAUGUCAGGUCUACUUUUACAUGAAAGGACACACACUGGGGAGAAGCCCUAUAUAUGCCUCGAAUGUGGACAGAGGUACACUCAUAAUUCAAGUCUACGUAAACAUCAAAGGAUUCACACUGGGGAGAAACCUUAUAAAUGCCUGGAAUGUGGACAGAGCUUCACUCAGAGUUCAAGUCUACGUACACAUCAAAGGAUUCACAUGGGGAAGAAACCCUAUACAUGCCUUGAGUGUGGACAGAGGUUCACUCAGAGUUCCUAUCUAAAUAAACAUGAAACGACCCACACUGGGGGAAAAAUCUUAUGAAUGCUUGGAGUGUGGACAGAGCUUCACUCAGAGUAGACCACUACAUUCACAUAAAAGCACUCAUACUGG